AUGGUGUUUCAACUUCGAGGCGUUCAAGAGGCAAUACCUGGCAACGCAGUGUUCCUUGACGCUGAAGACGCCAGCCGGAAUGAUCAAAAUCGACGAGGCUCCACGCCAAGCUUUCGACGGCAGCGAUGGCUAGCGGACUCACUUUGGAACCCUCGAGCAGCCUCCACCGCAAUGUGCCCGCACCGAGGCAUGGAAGACGCAUCCGACGACAUCCCGGACACGAAGGUCGGCCAGUGGCCAAAGUGGACAGCAACGGGCGCACCGACGCAAAAAGGCACUGCCUUGAGGGUUGAAAAGAACGCUUGGGAGACGCAGAGACUGUGCAUUAAUCAGUCUGCAGGCUCCCGCGCCGAGACCACCGAAGCCAACAAAGUGGACGGCCGAGGACGAUUCCGCACUCGAAGACGCUUUCCAAAUGGCAGAGGCGCGGCACGCAGCCUAAUUCAGCCGCGCAGCUCCUCGAUCAAUGCGGCUGCAGGCGGAAAGGGUCACCGCAAAAGCUUUGUCGGAGCAAUCCGAUUCAGAUGCCGCGGUGGGCCCUCCUCAUGGACAUCGCGGCGCUGCAGCACGACGGGGCGGCGCCAAUGCGAACGCCACGGAACAAAGCGGGCCCAGCAUCGAGGCAGGCCCGCCGUCGGCUUGCUCUGCAACAAAUUAGGUUCUAUUCUUCGGAUAGCCAGAAGCAUAUAUAUCUACACACAUAGCCGCAUGCUUCGACGCCAAGAACUUAAUGUCACGUAA
Molecule: messenger RNA, 741 nt
Organism: Symbiodinium sp. CCMP2592
Lineage: Eukaryota; Dinophyceae; Suessiales; Symbiodiniaceae
Source: the annotation of a GenBank genome assembly